Messenger RNA from Euleptes europaea (tarantolino), 2350 nucleotides. RefSeq names its product zinc finger and BTB domain containing 47 (gene ZBTB47). The transcript is spliced from 6 exons. Lineage: Eukaryota; Metazoa; Chordata; Lepidosauria; Squamata; Sphaerodactylidae. The coding region runs from base 98 to 2350 and encodes 750 amino acids. Gene Ontology annotation, molecular function: DNA-binding transcription factor activity, RNA polymerase II-specific; protein binding; RNA polymerase II cis-regulatory region sequence-specific DNA binding. The record is from RefSeq and is a predicted model, not a curated record. Gene Ontology annotation, cellular component: nucleus. Gene Ontology annotation, biological process: regulation of transcription by RNA polymerase II.
CGAAACCCGGCGCGUCCCGACCUUUUCAUGGAGAUCACAACCCCCCUGCAAGGAGAAGCGCAGCGGGGCUCGUCGGACCGGAGACCCCGGCAUCAAAAUGCUGAUAGUUGAAAAGACGACUGACUUCCCUACCGCCGAAUACUCUCUGGUGGAGGAUGUCGCCCUCCACUUCACGUGUUUGAUGGACAGGCUGAACGAGCAGCGUCUGUUUCAGCCAGACCUGUGCGACGUGGACGUCGUCCUGGUGCCGCAGAGGAGCGUCUUCCCAGCCCACAAGGGGGUCCUCGCCGCCUACAGCCAGUUCUUCCACUCCCUCUUCACCCAGAACAAGCAGCUCCAACGGGUGGAGCUGUCCCUGGAGGCCCUGACCUCCCAGGGCCUCCAGCAGAUCCUCAACUUCAUCUACACCUCCAAGCUGCUGGUCAACUCUUGCAACGUGCGGGAGGUCCUGAGUGCCGCCACCGUCCUGCAGAUGAACAACAUCGCCUCCUCUUGCCAGGAGCUCAUCAGCACCAGAUCCCUCAGCUCCGCUGUGGCCGGCAACAUGGCGUUGCCCCCUCCCAACAACUGUGGCAAAGGCAUCCCUUCUCAGUACUACUGUGACAUCAAGCAAGAGAUGGACUCCCCGCGCCCAAAAAUCUACGCUCGGGAGGGGAACGGCCCUUAUUCCUUACGCGUGGAGGAUGGAGCCGCGCGGGAAGCUAACCAGCAUCUCCCGGCAGUGGCCGCCAAGAAGUAUUACAAGGAGGAGAAAGAGGGCAGCCUGCCGGUCUGUAAGAUGGAGGGUGAGGAGUCCCAGGCAGGGCUGGGCAACCAGGGUUCUUACAACCAUGGCGAGCAGAUCAUUGUGGAAGUCAACCUCAACAACCAAACCCUCAACGUCUCCAAGGGGACGGAAGGGAAGCCUUCCACGGUCAACCAAGCGGUUGCCAUUGCCGCCGUGAUUGGAAGGCCCCAAGGGGACGGGCGUCCCGCGGAGGAGCACGAGGAGGCAGAAAACGGGGAAGGGGAAGAAGAAGAUGAGAUUGCUGAAGUUGGGGAGGAGGAAGAGGAUGAGCACAGCGAAGAGGAGGACCUGGAGGAGACCACUGAGGAGGAGGAAGAGGAGGAGGAGGAUGGGGAAGAGGUGGCCGACAUAAAGAGGGAGAAGUCGGGGCCACCCCACAGGCCCAGCAGGCCUUCCAAGGUGACGAAGCCGGCCAUGUCGACCAGGUCCCAACAGACGGCCAAGGUUGCGGUGGCCAUGGAAGAGGAGGAGGGGGAGGAAGAGGAGGAAGAAGACGGGGAGGAGGAUGACGAGGACCAGCGAGGGAGGAAGAGAAAGAAGGACCAGGACGGGCUCAGCCAGAAGGUCAAGCUGGAGGAGAAGCAGCACUACCCGUGCAAGAAGUGCCCCCGGGUCUUCAACAACCGCUGGUACCUGGAGAAGCACAUGAACGUCACGCACAGCCGCAUGCAGAUCUGCGACAAGUGCGGCAAGAGGUUCCUGCUGGAGAGUGAGCUCCUGCUGCACCACCAGACGGACUGCGAGAAGAACAUCCAGUGCUGCACGUGCGGGAAAGCGUUCAAGAAGCUCUGGUCGCUUCAUGAGCACAACAAAAUCGUCCACGGCUACGCAGAGAAGAAGUUCUCCUGCGAGAUCUGCGAGAAGAAAUUCUACACGAUGGCGCAUGUGCGCAAGCACAUGGUUGCUCACACCAAGGACAUGCCCUUCACCUGUGAAACCUGUGGGAAGUCGUUCAAGCGCAGCAUGUCCCUGAAGGUCCACUCCCUGCAGCACUCGGGAGAGAAGCCCUUCAAGUGCGAGAACUGCAACGAACGGUUCCAGUACAAGUAUCAGCUCCGGUCCCACAUGAGCAUCCACAUCGGCCACAAGCAAUUCAUGUGCCAGUGGUGCGGGAAGGACUUCAACAUGAAGCAGUACUUCGAUGAGCACAUGAAAACCCAUACAGGUGAAAAGCCCUACAUCUGCGAGAUCUGCGGGAAGAGCUUCACCAGCCGCCCGAACAUGAAGCGGCACCGUCGGACGCACACGGGAGAGAAGCCCUACCCUUGCGACGUUUGCGGCCAGCGCUUCCGGUUCUCCAACAUGCUCAAGGCCCACAAGGAGAAAUGCUUUCGGGUCAGCAACAGCGAUCCGAUCAGCAACAGCGACCCGAACUCCGUCGGCUUCCCUGCUGCCCAGAGCGCCAACCCGGCUCAUCUGGGCGCCGGCGGCCCGCUCCAUGCGACACCGCACUCCCACGCACUCCCUUUGCCGCUCAUGCAUGCUCAAAGCCUCCCCCCUCCGCCUCAUUUACCACCCCCGCCGCCCCUCUUCCCGGCAAGCAGAGUGAACUUGAACCACUAG